AUGGCGCCCACCCUGGCCACUGCCCAUCGGCGCCGCUGGUGGAUGGCCUGCACAGCCGUGCUGGAGAAUCUCCUCUUCUCGGCAGUCCUCUUGGGCUGGGGCUCGCUGCUCAUCAUGCUCAAGUCGGAGGGCUUUUACUCGUACCUGUGUACGGAGUCAGAGAUGGUCAGCAACGGCACAGUUGGGGGCACAGCCGAGCCGGAGCACGAGGAGAUGAGCUUGAUGAAUGGCUGGCUCAGCUGCAAGGCCCAGGAUGAGAUGCUAAACUUGGCCUUCACCGUAGGCUCCUUCCUGCUUAGUGCCAUCACCCUGCCUCUAGGCAUCGUCAUGGACAAAUACGGCCCAAGGAAACUCAGGCUGCUGGGCAGUGCCUGUUUUGCUGUCUCCUGUUUGCUGAUUGCAUAUGGAGCAAGUAACCCAAACUCUCUUUCUGUGCUCAUCUUCGUUUCCCUGGCCCUGAAUGGCUUUGGUGGGAUGUGCAUGACUUUCACCUCAUUAACACUACCCAACAUGUUUGGUGACCUUCGCUCCACGUUUAUUGCCUUGAUGAUUGGAUCCUAUGCCUCCUCAGCAGUCACCUUCCCGGGAAUCAAGGUCAUCUACGACUUUGGUGUCUCCUUCAUUAUCAUCCUUGUGGUCUGGGCCAGCUGCUCUGGAUUGGUUUUCCUCAACUGCUUCUUUAACUGGCCCCUGGAGCCUUUCCCGGGGCCGGAGGACAUGGACUACUCGGUGAAGAUCAAGUUCAGCUGGCUGGGCUUUGACCACAAGAUCACAGGGAAGCAGUUCUACAAGCAGGUGACCACAGUGGGGCGGCGCCUCAGCGUGGGUAGCUCCAUGAGGAGCGCCAAGGAGCAAGCGGCACUGCAGGAGGGCCAUAAGCUGUGCCUGUCUACCAUUGACCUGGAGGUGAAGUGCAAGCCAGACGCUGCAGCGGCCCCCUCCUUCAUGCACAGUGUGUUCAGCCCCAUAUUGCUACUCAGCCUCGUCACCAUGUGCAUCACACAGCUGAGGCUCAUCUUCUACAUGGGCGCCAUGAACAAUAUUCUCAAGUUCCUGGUCAGCGGGGAUCAGGAUGUAGUUGGCCUCUACACCUCCAUCUUCGGUGUGCUCCAGCUGCUCUGCCUGCUGACAGCUCCUGUCAUUGGCUACAUCAUGGACUGGAGGCUGAAGGAGUGUGAAGAUGCCUCUGAGGAGCCUGAAGAGAAAGAUGCCAACCAAGGUGAGAAGAAGAAGAAGCGAGACCGACAGAUCCAGAAAGUCACCAAUGCCAUGCGAGCGUUUGCCUUCACAAACCUGCUGCUUGUGGGCUUUGGGGUGACCUGCCUCAUUCCCAACCUGCCUCUACAGAUUCUCUCCUUUAUCCUGCACACGAUUGUGCGAGGAUUCAUCCACUCUGCUGUUGGGGGCCUGUACGCUGCCGUGUACCCCUCCACCCAGUUUGGCAGCCUCACAGGACUGCAGUCGCUGGUCAGUGCACUCUUCGCUCUCCUGCAGCAACCCCUGUUUCUGGCCAUGAUGGGUCCCCUCCAAGGAGACCCUCUCUGGGUGAAUGUGGGGCUACUUGGCCUGAGCAUGCUGGGGUUCUGCCUCCCCCUCUACCUCAUCUGCUACCGGCGCCAGCUGGAGAGGCAGCUGCAGCAGAAGAGGGAGGAUGACAAGCUUUUCCUCAAGCUGAAUGGCUCAUCCAACCGGGAAGCUUUUGUGUAGUGCCCACCACCUCAGAACUGUGGCCUGCCCUCGCUUCAGUGACUCACCAGUGUCCUUCUCUCCAUCCCAGAGGACCUCCGUGCACCCUCAGGAUCCUCUCCUUCACAUUUUUGGAGUCCACGCUCCUUCCCAGGGCCCUGGUCCUGCCUUGGAGCUCUGCUGUGGAAGAAUGGGAGAGGGCCCGGAUGUUCAAUUUUCCUACUGCUGGAAGCAAAGGCAGCCUUGGGCUUUGCUCUGCCAUCCUCGGGGGGACCCUGGGGUCCUGAGGCUCUGUGGUGCCUGCAGGGGGAGCAAGGAGGGCCCCCAGCAGGCAGGCUCUCUCCCUUAAGUGUCUGGAUUCUGCCUCUUGCCAAAGCAGAGGGGUCUGCCAUCUAUUGCCUGCCAACUACCCCUCGGUUGCAUGACCACUGGCCACACCUGCCCAAGGACAAAGGCUUGCGCUGCCUGCACCCCCUUGCCUGGCCCCUCGACCUCCUCCCUUGGUCAGUCUGAGGCUGCCUGAGGAAGGAAGGACCCGCUUCCUGUUGUUGGUGCUAACUCCUUUGUAAUUCCAGCCCCCUGUAGCCUGUCUAUGACCUGUCCUGCUGUUAUAGGCCUGUGGAGAAGCCCCCCUUGUUUAAAGCCUGGGGAGAGGAUGGAGGGCUGGAUAGUCAGGCAUGGCUUAGAAGCCAAGGACAAGGCUGCUUCGUAGUCCCUCACCUCCUCCCUCAGGGAGAAGAGCAAGUUUCCACUGCCACCCUCCAUCCAGUCUGUGACCUGAAGGGAAUUAAAACCACACCAACAGGGCACCCCCUCCACACACAGCUGUCUUUAUGGGGGUGGCAGUCAGGCUGUUGCUGACAGAGAGGUCCUGGCCUGACUGGGGAGAUGGAUUGUGAGGGGCUGUGUGUACAUGUGGGAUGUGUGACCAUGUGAUGUAUGUGAGAGAUGUGUGUGGGGUGGUGCUGAGGUGUGGGCUCUGGGUGUCUGCCCUCAUCAUUCUGGGGCCCCCACACAGCAGCCAGUCAGACCUGCUAUAGGCCCAAGGGCCGGGGAGGCCGCAAGGCUCUGGGCCUGGAGCUGGUCUGAGGCUGUGGGGCCACAGCGACCCCUGCUGGCAGGCUCCUCCAGGGCCCUGGAGCUAUUUACGUGAGAGGCCACUCCUCUGCCAGGCUGGCCUGGCAUUCCAGCCACCCACCUGACUGCCCCCAGAAAUGUGUCUGAGAAUUCCUGGGAGUGCUCAGCAGGGUGGGUUGAUUUUUAGAUUUAUACUUUUUGGGUCUUUUUAGUUUUACCAGACUCCUUUUUGUAAAGCAAUAAAUCCAUUUUCCUCCUGAUAAGGGAUCCCCCUGCUAGCAUUUCAGUUAAUGGCUACAUAUGCCUGUCUUGAGCUUGCGAAGAGGCAAGACAAGGUUUUCUGCCAUACCCAGCAGUUCCCCAUCUGACUGCCAUCUUAGGAGCUGCAGUGGGCCAAGAAAAUAUCUUACUCUCCUGCCUUGCCCCCAAACAAACUGGGCUUGGCAGACAUCUUAGAAGUGUGGGCCCACCCCUCCUCUGCUGUUUAUCCCAGCCAAACCGUGAAUCCUGACCCCUCCCAUCCUGUACUCAGAUUUCCUACCCCUACUCAGGGUUCCUCCUGAGCUGAGGACACAGAGUGACACCAAGAGAGUCUCAGAGACGAGGCAGAAUGCGGUGAGGGGAACUGGUGAACAGGAAGGGGCAGACCCAGACCCAAAUUUGAGCUCUGCAUGAACAGUUGAGCACCUUGAACACACCUAAUUUUCCUAGGCUUCAUUCCAGUCCACUCAAACAUUUAAACAAACAAACAAACAAACAAAUUCCUUAAGACAAAUAUUUUUUAUUUAAAAGGAGAGAGAACUAGAUCAACAUUUCCCAAAUCCUUCCUCAGAACACUAGUUCUAUGAGAUGUUAAUUCUAAUUGGAAAAAAAAAAAAAACUUUAAUGGUAAGGGCUGCCUGGCUGGCUCAAUCAGUAGAACUUAUGACUCAGGGUUGUGGUUGUGAGUUCAAGCCCCAUGUUGGGCAUAGAACUUAAGAGAAAAAAGAAAAUGGCCAAAUUUGGGAAAUGCAGAGAGAAAGUCAAGUGUGUUUUCUUACAGCAGGUACCUGAUGCACUUUUGUCAUGUUCAUGGACAUGUGGCUUCCCAAGACCAGGUGUGGUAUGCUGCAGAGCACUAGUUUUAGUGGUCAGAGCUGUCUGUCCUCAUGUGUGCCCAGUGACCACCCGCAGCAGGCACUCCUCUGGUGCUUGUUAAAAGUGUAAACGCCAGGUGUUGCCUCUGGCCUAGAGGAAAUGAGCAGUCUGUUUUGCUAAGCCCCAUCUGGUGAUUCUGGUGCCCCCAAAAAGUCUGCUCUGACUGUAGGGAAUUGAUGGAUUACAUAUUUUCCUGUUGUCAUCCUUGAAUCAUAAAAACCCAGGAGUUAGAUACUAUCCCUAUCUUAUAGCCAGAAAGCUGGAGGCCCAAGGGCUAUCAUAACUUGCUCAAGGUUAGAGCCAGAGGAGUGCAGUUUGGGGAAGUGCCAAUAGCAAGAGUUAGCAAGGGCCCUUCCAGGUGGGAAAAUGCAUUGAGGUUGUACAUUCAGGGCCUGUGCUGUCUCCAGCAGCACUCAGGGCCAGCCAAAGGGAGUUGCUGCCACCUGUCUCUCCCACCCACUGGCAGGACAUGGAGACUGUGGGAAGAAACAGGCAUUGAGAAAUGAGUUCAGGGUGGAGCAGUUCCAGGUGGGUCAGGUACCUAUGUCCCCACCCCCUUGUCGGGGGCCAGGCAUUCUGCUCUGCACAGAGUUGAUGGGUUACAUACUUUCCUAUUAUCAUCCUUGAAUCAUGAUAACCCAGGAGUUAGAUACUAUCCGUAUUUUAUAGCUGGAAAACUCGAGGCCCAGAGGGUGUAGUAACUUGCUCAAGGUUAGAGCUGGUACUCCUCUAUGCCUCUGAAGUCAUUAGAGCAUCCAAGGCCCUCCAGACCAGGACAUUCCAUUCAGAGCAUCAAUCAGCCUCAGGGCCCAACAGGCUAUGGGAGCAGGGCAGCACCGGCCCAGGAAAGGGAAGCAAAAAGCCAGGCAUGUUCUCUAUUUGUUGGAGCCAAGAGCUUCCCCAGACCGGGGAUUAAGCAUAGAGUAAUGUUGGCUGAUAGGUACUUGGGGGAGCAAAUGUCUGUCACCUCAACCCUGAGAGGAAUUCCCUGAGGGGGAAAGGACCAGGGGCUGGUCAAGAGGCAGAGGGCACCAAGUGGCCACAGAUCUCUGUCUCUGUUACCCCUUCCCCCAUGCUUCAGGUUUCUGGUGGGAAGGGGCCAGAAGUGAUACCUGGCCAGAGUGAGGGAUGGGUUGGACCACCCUAGGAGCAUUGCCAGGAGUCCCCUCCUCUCUAGUCUCCUUGGACUCCUGUCCAGGAAUCUUGUCAUUCCUUUGUAGUUGGCUUCCUCCAAACCCUCCUGGGGGAAGGUUCCAGCCAUCCUCAUUGUUGCCCUGGACUAUGUCUGAUGGCCUGGGCCCCCCGGACUCUGAAAUGGGGACAUACUUGGCGUGGGGGUACAUAUGCAGGACCGCCACAGGCAGUAGCAUGAAUACAUUCAGCCCAGUGGGGUUUCUGAUGCACUUGGAUGAUAGCCUAUGAGAGUAUGGAACGGGGGAUGGGGGAUGCAGACAAGCGGUUGGCCCUCUGUGGUGAGGGGCCCCCAGCAGAGAGCUCUGAGAAUCCUCUCUACAGGAUUGGGCUUCCAGGGCUAUUUAAGCACCAGCUCCCUUUCCCUCUGAAGGAGAACACAAUAGCUUCUCAUGGUUCUUGGGGUGGUGAGGUGCCUUAUCUGUUCCAAUUAUCAGGGGCCCAACUCAAGGGUCAGAGCCCAUUUUCUUCAAAAUAAAUGGUGGGAUUAUGAGGAUUUGGAGCCCAGGACCCCCAAAGUGAAAGAGUUGGUUUUCCAUAGGCUGCAGCACCCCCAGCCCUAGAAUUGGGGGUAAUCAGUGUGAAAAGGUGGGCUCUGUGAACCUGUUGCCACCCAUGUUCUAACUCACCCAAAGCCUGGGGUGAGGAUGCUGUGUCAUGAAGGAAGUGCAGCAUUGUCUAUGUGGGUGGCCUGCCAUAGGGUGAGGCUCUCUGUACACAGGGAGCUACUGCCUGUGUCCCUGGGUCUCUGCAGAUGGUAUGUCCACCUUUGAAGUUAGUCAUUCUCAGCCUCCUGGGGUGGAUCUGAGAUGAACUGAGGCCCUUGGCAGCUCCCGGCCCCAUCCCAGAAUGAGGUCCCAUCUCUUCUGUGCCAAGGAGGCAGUGAGACAAAGCUCAGAGGUUAGAGGCCCCACCACAGAUACCAUCUGGGUGACCUUAGGCAAGUCUUGAGCCUCAGUUUCCUUAUCCGUAAAAUGGAGAUGAUACCUUCACUGUGAGGUAGGUGAACAUGGACACAAAGCCCUGGUACAGCAAUAUACUUGACACGUAGUAGGUACUUAACAAGCAAUAGCAUUACGUUUAUGAUUCCAGAGGAGUGCAGCUAGCACAGGGAAUGAAGACCCCCCCCCCCCCCUAACCCCAUCCCUAUCAAAGGACAUCUACUUUAGGCAACUCUGACCAGAACAGACUCGUGGCCAAGUGGAGGAAGUGAGAUCUGUUUCUGCUGACCCCUAUCUCUCUCAGAAAAUCUCUCUAUGCAAAAGCCUAAAGAAGUUGUCCCCCUGUCCGUUUUUCUUUUAUGCCUCACAUACUAGUAAGAUAUUUGGCCCUAAAGCUUCUCAAGAUAAUGUCUAAACGUUCAGGCACUACGACGGUAUAUGCUGAGUGGGGUGACUCCGGUCAUGUACCACGUCCUGUACAACUGCUUGGCUGUGCCUCUGUGUGGGCACAUGUGCACGCAUGGGUCCAGAUGUAUUCAGGUGUGAAUGCAUUUUGAGGAGUGUGUAGGAGCUGUCCGUGUGCCCCCUCUCUACCUAGCUGGGGCAGAGGGAGAGGGUCUUCCCUCACUGAAUCCCUUUCCAUCACUGGAACAGCCUUGGUCCUGAGUGGCGCCUGAAGGGUCCAUUGGUUCCUGUGUUAACCAGGGUCGGUAGUGAUACCACUCAGUAACUGGUCCUGACUUCCUGCUCCAUUGCUGUUUCUGGCACCUGGCUUACUUCCUGGCACACAGUAAGCACUCAAUAAAUGUAUGCUGAGAAUGGCUA
Messenger RNA from Canis lupus familiaris (dog), 6857 nucleotides. RefSeq names its product solute carrier family 43 member 2 (gene SLC43A2). Gene Ontology annotation, biological process: transmembrane transport; neutral amino acid transport. Gene Ontology annotation, molecular function: L-amino acid transmembrane transporter activity; neutral L-amino acid transmembrane transporter activity. The coding region runs from base 1 to 1707 and encodes 568 amino acids. The transcript has 13 exons. NCBI's taxonomy places the organism in Eukaryota, Metazoa, Chordata, Mammalia, Carnivora, Canidae. The record is from RefSeq and is a predicted model, not a curated record.